Salvia splendens (bonfire salvia) is the source of this 4511-nucleotide messenger RNA. RefSeq names its product transcription factor SRM1. The record is from RefSeq and is a predicted model, not a curated record. The transcript has 2 exons. Bases 3581 to 4051 code for a protein of 156 amino acids. Gene Ontology annotation, molecular function: DNA-binding transcription factor activity. Lineage: Eukaryota; Viridiplantae; Streptophyta; Magnoliopsida; Lamiales; Lamiaceae.
GUAAAGUAGGUGAUAAUAAUGUUUCGUGUUUUUAAAAAAAAAUGAACUGGAAAAUAUUGACAUACUGUUUCAAAGUUUAAAAUAAAAUUGAUAAAAUCAGUAAAGAUCUGGAAAAGGAAAAUCACCACAAGCUCAAAGUUGGAUUCAUUGCAAAUAUUAAGCUCCAUUGUUUGAUUGAAAACCCAGUUAGUGUUGUUAGUGAUUCCAAUGCCUAUCCUUUUCCAUCGAACGGCGGGAAACACGUCCGAUUUCCGGCGGUAUUUUCGCCGGGGGAAGAUACAGAAGCCCCUCCGUCUCCGGAAAUUGGAUGGCUACAUCUAUUGCAUACAGGUGAAUAAAUUCCGUUAAUUUUUUUUCAGCCCUUUAAUGCUGCUUCUCCAUGCUCUCUAUCUGUUCGGCGGAAUGCCUGAGUGACGUUUGUGUUAAUAAUGCCUAUGUCCUGAUCUUGAUUUCUCCUCAUGCUUUGUGCAAUGAGCUCUUAUAAAUGUCGAUUUUAACUUGGAUUGUGUUAAAUUCUUAUGUUGAAUUGCUAUUUUAAUACUAUCUCGUAGGUUUUUGGAAUGUGGAUGAGUUUGACAUGUAGGGAGUGUGUUAGUGCCUAUUUUCAGCUGCUAAGGAACACAUAAUUACUGCUGUUUAUGUCGGAUAUUUUUGUGUGGAAGUCGUACUUUUAGCAGUAGAAGAGUUUGGCGUAAAAUAAUAAAACAAAUAUGCUGCAGGUAACUUUUAAACAAGAUGAUUAAGAUGCUUGUGAGGAUUGUUACUCGAACAAAUAUAAAACAUCCAAGUGUAGAUAGAAAACCAGAACAAUCAUCGAUUCUUAUCACGAUCUUUGGGGAACAUAAUGUGAAAUCUUUUUCUUGGUCUAGUGUAUUCUAAAAGUAACGAACACAAACAAACUCAUUUGGGGGGAUAUUGUUCAAAGUUCAUAUAUAGGUGUAGAUAUAUUUUUCUUGAUUAAAUAUAGAUUUUUUGAAAUUAUGGAUUCCAUCCCAUACCUUGUGUUUUUGGAGAACAUAUAAUCUGUACCUCUGUUUUAAUUGGGAACCACACUCAAGAAUAUAAAUUUUACAAACAGUUGAGAAUGAAAAUCUAAUUGUAAUAAUCAACUAUAACUCACAUUUUACUAACUAAAUUUGAAACUAAUAUUUUUCUGGAAAUAUUGAUUUUGAAAUAAUUAACACCAAUUAUAGAUGAUUAUCUAGAAAAUGAAAAUAUAAAAAUAAAAAAUAUUUAUAAAACACUAAUUAUGAUAUAUAAUAAACCCUAAUUAUAAAUUAUUUAUAAAACCAAAAAACAAAAUACUUAUCAUAUGAAAUAUUGAAGAAAAGAUUAAAAAAGUUAGUAGUGGUAGAGAAAUGGUACACCACAACUUGGUAUAUAAAAUAAAAGAUAUGAAAAGAAAAAAAAAUGAACCAGCACACAGUUUCUGUUUUGUCAAAAUAUGUGAUUUCUUUUCACAUUUACAAAAAUUACUUCCAUAUUGGCCCAUGUUGCCAUGAAAAAAGUGUUCGGAUGGAACUGAGAAUAUAAAUCUGUUGGGUUAGAAUACUGUGCGCUCAACAAUCUUAAUCUGUUUUGUAGUUAAUGAUAGUGUCAUAGAAAAUGUAAUGGGAUACAACAAUGGGCUGAAGCUGGCCCAAAUCAUUGUUUAUCAAAGCAAUCAAAUACAUGUAUAUUUUCAUAAGCUACAUAAUAAAUUUGUGAUGUAUGUUGUUGCCUAAUCUAAUAUGUUUAGAAUUAGUAAGGUGACUUCUUCUCCAUUGUUCAAGAUUGCUAUGACUUAUAAUUGUUUCGUGUGAAAGUACUCUGCCUCAUUCAUGAGUAGUCCUAUUAGUCGACUCUAAAAUAAUGUAAUCCGUAUUAUUUCUAAUAUUUUCUCUGACGUUCUGCUUGCAGUAGAUUAUCCAACUAAUAAGUGGUAUUUGGUAUCAAAGGUAAUUUUUAUGUUCUUUAAUCAAAUACACGUAUGCGAUAAGUUAAUUACACGAAUACAAUAAUAAGAAAAUAGUAGAUUACAAAGGUGGCCAAGUGGCUUCUGAGCAGCUACACAUGUAAACUUAUUCCGAAAUAGAAUAGUGGAAAAUCGCAUUAAUCACACCUUACUUAUAACGCUUGCUCAGAUGCUUGCAUAUGUAACACCUAUCCUCACACGUCACAAGACCUUUAUGGCACCUACACUCACAAUCACUGACCUUACAAUCAUAUACGUGUGAACAAGUGUGUAUCUUUUAGUGAAUCAAUUGUAAUUGUAAAUGAUUAUUACAAAACAAAAAGAUUAAGAAAGCCAGGUGGGAUCAUUCCAAUCAACUUUACUCCAUAUAACAAAAAGAUUAAGAGAGCCAGGUUGGCUGCUAAGCAAUACACACAGGACAAAAAUGACAGUGGGAUCUUUUCAUUUUGUAAUGCACGCGCACUAGCUUGUAUGCCCAGCGCCUUAUAAGAAGCACAGGUUAGUCCAUUGUCUAUUAAUCUUCAGAGUAAAAAUUUUACUAUAAACUAGAGGGAGGAAAUUUCACAGAGAAUAAGCAUAAUUUCAAAGGAUUUGGAGGCCACAGUUUUUCUUUUUUGUGCAGUCUUCGCCAAGAAUUAUUCCCUUGAAGGUAGAUCUGUCGUUUAAAGAAUUUUAAUCACAUAGCUAUACACAAAUGAAGAAAAAUUGCAUCUUUUUUUAUAUAUUUUCAUGAAGGUAUAAACUUAAUUAAUGGUUUAGUUUCUCCGUUGUGUAGUUAAUGAUAGCUUAUAUGUUAUGUUUGAAAUGACUGUAUGUUGAAUUCCAUAGAAGGGAAAGAAGAUCUGGUAUGUUGAUUUUUAUUUUUAUUUUGAUUUUUAUUUUUUUUAAUCAUCUGAUAUGUUGAUAUGUUUGUGAAAUAAUUGUCUGAAUCAAUGGAGUUCACAUUAAUGCUUUAGCAAAUAAAGUAAGAGAGAAAACACAAAUAACUACAGAAAAGUAAAUGUGGAGCAAUCGCUGAAAUUGAGAUUCUUGAUUUUAUUUUGGACAACAUUUCUGAGUAUUUUACGUUCAUACUUUUGGUGAUAAUUCCGUAGUCAUGUUUUCUAUUGACAAAUUUAUUUUAAAAAUAAUGUUGCAAGGAUUAAGUUCAUGAAGCAGUGUUUUUUUUACUGCAUAUUACACAAAAUGUCGAUUUUUAGUUGUAGUGCUUGGAUGUAAUGAUGUCGCAGAUGCGAGUGUGGGACUGUUUUCUUUUCACCAAAUUAUUUUUUUGGAUUCUUCAAUUGUAUGCAUGUUUUAUACUCUCCUGCUUGUAUAUUUCUGAAUAAAAAAUUAAGGGAUAAGUCUUGUAAUGGUAAUAUUGGAUGCAAAAUUCCUAUAUUUUUACUUAUUUUCACAAUUAGUUUUGAUGAGUAAGAGUUGAAUUUUUUUUAUGUUUUACCCUGUUUGAGUAAUCACUUAUGUCAUUCUAAGUACUAUUUCUAAGUAUUUUUAUUUUACAAGUUGUCAUAUUUUCACAUCUGUACAUAUUUUGUUUUGCAUGUAUGUGUAUAUAAAACAAAGCCAUACAUCUAUAGUGCACACAUAUUUUAGUUCUUGAAUAUUUGAGGUACUAAGCAAGAUGAGAUGGAUUUGAAGCUAGUUUUCUCAAUAAAAUUUGAUGUGUUCAAAACUUACAGGUCAUCAUUCUCUGUUCUCAGUCAAGCUUUCCCAGUUGUCUCGAAAAUGGAUUCAGAUCGGACAUCUGACAACUGCUUCUGGACGAUGAGGGUGGAUGAUGCUGCAUCAAAGGAUGCCCGCACAUCUUUGGAUUGGACAAGGGAGGAGGACAAGGCAUUCGUGAUUGCUCUCACAACCCACUAUAAUGAUGCUGAUAUGUGGGGUAAGAUCGCAUUGGCAGUUCCUGGGAAAACAGUUCAAGAUCUAAAACUUCACUAUGAAGCCUUAAGUGUGAUGGCUGUUGAGUCUGGUAAGAUGCCUCUGUUCAUUUAUAUGACCAAAGGCGAUGUUCUGGAAGAGAAGAAGCUGGAGUCAGAGCAAGUGCAACGAGAGGCUCAUUGGACAGAAGAGGAGCACAGGUUCACACUAAUGAACUAACUGACCACAAAUUCUGUGUUUGUUCAUAUGGAAUUGUUGGGAAUAGCAAAGGUGCAGCAGGGCAAGAUAUUGACCUAUUUGUUGAUGGUCAAUAUGAUAUCGGUGCUACCACCGAUAUUUUGGAUGAUGUGGAUCUCUCCAUGUUCCCUCAUUUUCUGGAUUAAAAUGCUUGUCAGGAAGUGUGAGAGUGUAUAGGUGAGGGAAUGGGGAAGUAGUUUGGCCAAGCAAUUUGGAGGAAAUGGAGGAAGAUACGCUGGGAUGAGGCAGUUGUGCAGACAUGAAGAUCUCGGCAGUAUUAGGUUUUAUUCAUUGUCGUCUAUAAAUAGGGAGUCUCUCAUUAGGUUUCGGUAUCUUGGAGAGAUCAAGUAUUUUGACGAUUAAGUUCGUUGGCCUCCUACGUGGGGUUUUCCUUUUUGAUUGUUCAACAAUUACAUAAAUAACAAAGGAUUAAUAUCUCAAA